AUGAUGUUAUUGUCGAAUCUUCGAUGGUUAUUUUUAUUCUUUAUACUUGGACAAUUCAAUAGACAACAUGUAGAAGCGACUUGGCCCUUAUUAAACUCUUCUACCAUACAACUUUUAGGCCUUUUUCAAGAUGCAGCGAAUGCAUCUGAAUCUCUCGAAUUCUCUAUUCAUGCUGAGGCUAUGUUUAAAGCAGCAGUCAUACUUUCUCAACAAUAUAAUAUAACAAUUGAAGGAAAAUUCAUAGAAUGGUAUGUUGCACAAACUAAUGGCAAAGCUGUAGAUGCUAUAAGUAGGGCAUGUCAAGCAAUAUCUACUUGUAACAUUAUUGGUAUUGAGGGUCCAGUAUUGUCAGGAGAAACUCCUAUUAAUGCUGGUCUAGGAGAAAGAAUUGGUAUUCCUGUUAUAUCCUAUGCUGCAACAGAUCCUGAUUUAUCUGAUCGACAUGCUUAUCCUGCUUUUUAUCGUACAGUUCCUUCAGAUAAUAUAGCUUCAAUAGCAAUUGUUAAAUUAUUUAUUCGAUUUAAUUGGACUUUAUGCAUAAUUAUACAUCAAAAUGAUGCAUAUGGAUCUGGUGGUGCAAAAGCACUCACUGAAGCAUUUAUUAAUAAUAAUUUAGUGGUUGCAGAUAUGUUAGUAUUUGAUGUAGCAACACGUCGUAUGCGAGAUAAUUUGAAAAAUAUUUUAACUAGUAGUUCAACACGACUUGUUGUAUUAUGGGCUGAAUCAACUUAUACAUCUUUAAUUUUACAAAAUGCACUUGAAUCUGAUGUACUUGGUCCACAUUUUACAUGGAUAUUAAGUUCAACUAUUUCAUUAAAUUCUUUUAAUGAAACAUUUCAUCAAAAAUUAAUUGGAGUGCUUUCUGUUGAACCUAUAAUAGCAAAUGUUGUUCAUGCACCAAUUAAUACAACAUUAUUAAAUGCAGCCUAUAAUAUUUGGAAACAGUAUGAACCUGAAACAUUUCCUGAUUCAACAAAAGUAGAUUAUUAUGCAUUAUUUGCAUAUGAUGCAACUUGGUUAUUGAUUCAAGCAUUACAAAGAUUAUGUUCAAAAGUUACUAAUAAUUCUUUUUCAUGUUUAUCAUUUAUCAAUUCUUCAUCUUGUUUUGAUCGUUAUUUUCUCAAUUCUAAUUCAUUUUUUGAUACAAUUAAUCAUAUGAGAUUUCUUGGUGUUUCUGGUCCUAUACAAUUUAAUAUUAAUACAACAGAUCGAAUAAAUGGUAGUUAUUAUUUUGUACAAAAUAUUCAGUCUUCUUCAAAUAGAUUAAAUUUUAUACCAGUAUUGAAAUAUUCUGAGCAGGAUAAUUGGCAAGAAUAUUCAGAAGUAAAUAAAAUUAUUUGGCCAGGUAAUUCAUCGAUACUUCCUACUGGUAGAGCAAAACUUGACGGUGUUAAAUUACAUAUUGGUGUGAUUGAAUCAGUUCCAUUUACGAUGAUUAGUACUAUAAGAAAUGAAUUUGGACAGAAUACUACAAAGUUAAUUGGUUAUGUACCUGAUCUUAUUGAGCUUUUACAAAAUAAGAUGAAAUUCAUUCCAAAUAUUGAAUUAAUACCAUCGAAUCAAACUUAUGCCUCAUUAGUGCAGUUAAUAGAAGAUCAUGUUUAUGAUAUAAUAAUAGGUGAUGUGACAAUUACUGCUACAAGAAGAGGAAAGAUUAAUUUUUCAAAUUCUAUAUUUAAUAAUUCUUUACAUAUUAUUAUGCGAAAAACUUCCGAUAUUAAUUUCGAUCUCUUUGCAUUCAUGAAACCAUUAUCAUUUAAGCUUUGGUUAUUAAUCUUGGGUGUUAUUAUUUUUGCUAGUAUUUUAUUCUGUUUAUUCGAAAGAGAGAAUAUUGAUCCUUACAAAGAAAAAUCAAUAAUUUAUUUAUGUGCAAUGAGUAUUUGGUAUGUUUUUGGUAAUCUUGUAGGAUAUGGUGUUGAUUCUUUUCAUGCUGAAACACCCGGUGGACGUUUGUUAACUGCUGGUUUAUAUAUCUUAUGUUUGGUAUUAGUUGCAUCAUAUACUGCAAACUUAGCAUCUGAGCUAACAAUAUCAAAAUCGAAGAAUGUUAUUUCUGGAAUCAAUGAUAUUAAAAAUGGAAAAAUACUAUUCAAUCGUAUUGGUAUUCUUGUAGGUACAGCUAGUGAAGACUAUUAUUUAAGAGAAAUCUCUGGAGGUAAUCGAAAUUAUUAUCCAUUAAAGUCUCGACAAGAAAUGUAUAAUAGUUUAUUAAAUAAUAUAAUUGAUGUCUCUUUUCAUGAUGCGGGUGUUGCAGAAUAUAUAACUAAUAAUAUAUAUUGUGAUUUAACAUUGAUUGGUGAAGGUUUUGAUCAAGGUGCAUUUGGUAUUCUUAUACCUAAACAAUGGUUAUAUGACCAAGACUUAGAUGUUAAUAUAUUAUCACUAAAAGAAUUAGGUAAUCUUGAUACUUUGAGAAGAAAAUGGUUUCAAGUAAAGAAAUGUUCUGAUUCAUCGGAGACACCUAGGGUAUUUCACAAUGCAACAAUAUCCAGCAAUAGUAGUACUUUUCGUCUUGAAUUAUCUUGUGUUCUAACUUUUGGCUCAAUAAUUUUUGGCACUGCAUGUAGUUGGUGUCCAUUUGCAGCUGAUUACAAUACAUAUUUUCCUGAAGAUACAAGUCAAUUAAAAAUUUUUCUUCUCACUUAUAUUAGCAAUUUUGUAUCAAUGGUUGUAAUGCAAUUACUUGGUGCAGCUGCUUAUACUGGGACAUAUACAAAUCAAAAUUGGAAACAAGCAUAUGAAAUAAAUAAUGUGGGUGGAUUAUUGGGUGCCAUUCUAUCACCUCUUCGUGGUUUUGGGAAAUUUAUACUUAUUCUAUUUUCAUUGUCAAUUGUUGCAUGCAAUAUACCGAAUCUUUAUUCAUUAUCAUUAUCUACACAAGUUAUUGCACCAAUAUUUAGUCGUAUACCACGUUUUCUUUAUACAAUUAUUGGUACUGCAGCCUAUGUUCUAUUAGCUAUUGUAGCUGCAAGUAAAUUUAAUGAUGCAUUAACAUCAGCUAUGGGUAUAUCUUCAUAUUGGUCUGCAAUAUUUAUGGUUAUUGUAUUUGAAGAUCAUAUAUUAUUUCGACGUUGUUCAUUUCGAAAUUACAAUUUUAGUAUAUGGAAUUCUUCUAAACUAUUACCAAUUAGUUUAGCUGCUAUUCUAUCGGCAUUAGUUGGUGUAGCUGGUAUUAUACUUGGAAUGUCACAAAUUUGGUUUAGUGGACCAAUAGCAAAAGCUAUUGCAGGAGAUACGGAUAUCGAAGGUGCAGAUAUUGGUUUUGAAGUUGGAUUCAUAUUUACAGCAGUUGCUUUUCCAUUAUUUAGACUCAUUGAACUGUAUUUUAUUCGGCGAUGA
Messenger RNA from Rotaria sp. Silwood2, 3339 nucleotides. The record is from the annotation of a GenBank genome assembly. Lineage: Eukaryota; Metazoa; Rotifera; Eurotatoria; Philodinida; Philodinidae.